GAACGCAGCGCGGUCUGUAUUCCUCACGGCGUCUCUCCGCGGCCAUGGUAACACUUCCCCCGGCGCCGGAGCUCCAGUUCACAGACACAACACACCAGCGCUGUUCAUGCAGGUACGAGCUCCACCUUCACUUCAACAAUCUAUUAUUCAGCAUGAAUCUGGCAGAGAUAUGUGACAACGCCAAGAAAGGCCGCGAGUACGGCCUGCUUGGAAACUAUGACUCCUCCCUUGUGUACUACCAGGGCGUCAUUCAACAGAUCCACAAGCACUGUCAGACCUUCAGAGACCCUGCACUUAAAGCCCAAUGGCAAAAGGUCAGGCAGGAACUCACUGAGGAGUACGAGCAGGUGAAAGGCAUCAUGGGAACGCUCGAGAGCUUAAAGUCCGAGAAGCCAAACGACAUCUUUGCACCUCUUGCUCCUCAGUCCGACGACAGACCCGAGGAUCCAGCAGUAUGGCCCCCUCCCAUCCCUGCUGAACACAGUAGGAAUCCUGUAGCAGUGAAGCGUCCCAGCAGUGCAGUGAAGCAGCAGAGAAAGGAGUCCCUAGGUCUGAAUCACAGAGGGGGGGGGCCAGGAGGCCGCGGAUUGAAACCAGACCGGCCGGGAUCGAAAGACGCACGUGGCACAAAGGCCAAAGACGAGAAGGCAAAGAAAGGGGCGGGAGAUGCACCAGGGGAUGUAGAGCUGAAGAAAUUUGACGGCACAGGGUAUGACAGUAACCUGGUGGACUCACUGGAGAGAGACAUCGUGUCCCGUAACCCUAACGUUCACUGGGAGGAUAUUGCUGAUCUGGAAGAUGCGAAGAAGCUGCUGAGAGAAGCUGUGGUUUUACCCAUGUGGAUGCCUGACUUUUUCAAGGGCAUUCGCCGCCCCUGGAAGGGUGUGUUAAUGGUCGGCCCUCCAGGGACGGGGAAGACCAUGUUGGCCAAAGCUGUAGCCACAGAAUGUGGGACCACUUUCUUCAACGUGUCCUCCUCCACGCUUAGCUCCAAAUACAGGGGCGAAUCUGAAAAACUUGUUCGUCUGCUGUUUGAAAUGGCCAGGUUUUAUGCACCAACAACCAUCUUCAUCGAUGAGAUUGACUCAAUCUGUGGCAGAAGAGGAACAUCUGAUGAACAUGAAGCCAGCCGCAGGGUCAAAUCAGAGCUUCUGAUCCAGAUGGAUGGUGUGGGGGGAGCAUCGGAGAAUGACGACCCCUCUAAGAUGGUUAUGGUCCUCGCCGCCACCAACUUCCCCUGGGACAUUGACGAGGCAUUACGACGACGCCUGGAGAAGCGGAUCUACAUCUCCCUGCCCACAGCUCUGGGUCGUGUAGAGCUUCUUAAAAUCAACCUGAGGGAGGUGGAGGUGGCCGCAGACGUUGACCUGGACCUCAUUGCUGAGAAGAUUGAGGGCUACUCAGGAGCAGAUAUCACCAACGUCUGCAGGGAUGCAUCCAUGAUGGCAAUGCGUCGUCGCAUCCAAGGUCUGAGCCCUGAGGAGAUCAGAGCUUUGUCCAAAGAAGAGCUGCAGAUGCCUGUGACUAUGGAAGACUUCACCCUCACGCUCAAGAAGAUCUCCAAGUCCGUCUCUGCUACCGACCUGGAAAAAUAUGAUUCCUGGAUGGCUGAGUUUGGGUCAGUGUAGACAACGGUACCAGUGAGACCCAGAGGGACCAGCACCUUAAAAGGAGGACUCAUAGUUUUGAAAAUGAUGAAGAGCACGGACUUAGGAGUGUAUACAGAGCCGAGGGAACUGUAGCACGUGAACCAGGCGGCACAUCAGGGAUCAAGAAAACACAUAGGCUCAAGUUCACAUCAGAUGACUGGUGCCUUUGGUGAUGUGAACUUUCAGUGGCUUCACGCUUCUCCUCGCUUUUCCUUCAUGUCCGUGUGGUGAGCGUCAAUCAUCCAGCUGCUGACUGAUUUAAGUGACCUGAGGAAGAAUGAGGUGAACUUUUCUCACAAUGGGAAAUUUUAGUGUGUAACUAAUAAUAGACACAGGUAGACCAGGGAAUGCACACUAGUUUCAGUUAGAUAUCAGGCCUCAUGCAAGAAUUCAGAUUCUCAGCCUAAACCUCUUACUUUUUACCUACUAUUUAUUAGUGUGGUGAGUUUGUUGCAGAUUCAAAUAAACAUCCAAAUCUCAUGAGGGGAUUGUUGGGCCUUGGCGGAGGUCUUUGCAGAAUUUUCAUACAAGUGUUCACCAAACUCUCUCUGGCUUGACAAAUUUAUCACAAAUGGCAAAAUUCCAAAAGAUGAAUUCCAGCUGUCCAAUUGGACAAUCACUGCUUUUAUAUUUGCUGAAUUCCUGUCCCAAUUCUCCUCCAUUUGUGGGUACGUUUCACAAAAUAUUAGCAAAGAGUGAAAACUGCAGAUUUAUCGGUAUAAGUCUAUUGUAGGAGAAUAGAACCUCUUAAAGGAAACUCUUAGAAAAUCUUAAAGGGUCAGUGUGUAGAAUUUAGUGACAUCUAGUGGUGAAGUUGCAUGAUGCAGCUGAAUAUCCAACACAUUACAUUACAUUUCAUUUAGCUGACGCUUUUAUCCAAAGCGACUUACAAUAAGUGCAUUCAACCACGAGGGUACAAACCCAGAACCACAACAAUCACCUUACUCUCCUCUUCCGAACAUUACAGAGAACCUGUGGUAACUUUCAGUUGGCAUAAAAUCUCAAAAGGUUUAAGUUUUUCCAUUAUGGGCUACUGUAAAAAAAACAUGGCGGCCUCCUUAGAGGAACCGCUCCUGAUGUAAAUAUAGAGUAUUAAGAUAUAAAGGGUAUAUUGGGUAAAAAAAAAAAAUUAAGAAGAAACACACUAGUGAAAACAUCACUAGGAUUAUUUUAUGUUCAAUUUCUGCCCUUAGAUCCCUUUCACCUAAAUCUUACACACUGGACCUUUUUUAGAGAAAAUUCUGCUUAAAUCUUAAAUGACUGUGAUUCAACUCUGUCAGCUUCUUGUGAUUCUUGCAUGAGGCCCAUUGUCUGUAUGUUCAAGCACUUUCAAUGUACCUCCUUGUGGAGCUCAUGUAUUUACUACUGACUGAACACACUUGAAGAACCACGAUGUCUGUUGUGAGGUGAGAGAUUGUGUUUGUGUUUUCAUGUAUUUUUUUUUUUUUAUCUAUUUCAGUUUUAUUUCAAUUGAAACAAACAAAUGUAGUCAAACUAAAAAAGAGAACGACCACAUGGAUUGUGUAUUAAAUGAUGCAGACAAUUAAUCCUCAUCUAUAUGUAAUGGUUCCUGUUUUAUAUGUAGUCUAUUAAAUAUCCCUAAGCUCAGUCAGGUUUUGUUUUGUAUUGACCAAGUGUUGAUUGAGUUGAAUAAUUAGAUGAAUACAUUGUGAACUAAUGGUGAACUCAAUCUAUACUCGAUGGUUGUUUUAUUGUUCUCCCCUGUUCCAAACGUUUACAGCAUUCUGCUUCAGGGCACUAAAAGCUCCAUUCGGUGUAUAAUUUGCAUUGUCUUUUAUUUUAAUACCAAAAAAUAAACUUUACCUUUAAUCUUUCAUGAUUCUUAACACACCUUUUGGUUUUGAAUUUCUGUAUUUAAUCACUGUCUCCAUUAACCAUUGAAUAUUUUUGCAGUGUGACCAAAUGUGAAGCUAAGAAACAAAAAAGUGUUUUUGCAGAAAAGAUAUCAACCCACAAUAGCACAUAUUGUUUUAACCUAACGUAUCCUGGUGUCUCCUGUCUACUAAAGAAAGAUGUGAUAACCAACUUGUUCUCUUGUUUUUGAGGAAGAGGCAUUUCUAUAAUCUUCUAUUAUCUAUUAGCUUACAGAAAUAAUGGAAACACACUUGCAGAUAAUGUCCCAUUUUCAGAGAAACUCCCUGUUACCAUCCAAAUGACUCCUGUUGGUCUUUGAACCUCAUUUUUUGAGUCAAUGCGAUAAAUAAUUUCAUGAACCGUGAUAUCAGACAGUCUUUUUCACAAGUAGAUCUUUCAAAGCGUCCUCAGUGUAUGUAAUAAAAACAUUUGCUCACAGUC
This is a messenger RNA of Hippoglossus stenolepis (Pacific halibut), 3965 nucleotides long. RefSeq names its product katanin p60 subunit A-like 1 (gene katnal1). Gene Ontology annotation, cellular component: microtubule cytoskeleton. NCBI's taxonomy places the organism in Eukaryota, Metazoa, Chordata, Actinopteri, Pleuronectiformes, Pleuronectidae. Gene Ontology annotation, molecular function: ATP binding; microtubule severing ATPase activity; microtubule binding. The transcript has 11 exons. Gene Ontology annotation, biological process: microtubule severing. The record is from RefSeq and is a predicted model, not a curated record. The coding region runs from base 45 to 1628 and encodes 527 amino acids.